This is a messenger RNA of Clupea harengus (Atlantic herring), 4713 nucleotides long. It is a transcript of the gene ncs1a, whose product is annotated as neuronal calcium sensor 1a. The record is from RefSeq and is a predicted model, not a curated record. The transcript is spliced from 12 exons. Gene Ontology annotation, molecular function: calcium ion binding; calcium sensitive guanylate cyclase activator activity. The coding region runs from base 3061 to 3663 and encodes 200 amino acids. NCBI's taxonomy places the organism in Eukaryota, Metazoa, Chordata, Actinopteri, Clupeiformes, Clupeidae.
AGGUUAAGGCUCAAUGCCUCUCUGCAUGUCCCAAAAUGAAGUUGCAAUCAAUAGAGAAUAUUUUUUCAAAAAGUAUUCUCUCUUCCAGGAAAGGCUACACCAUGCAAUUAAUGCAGGCCGCCCCUGCGAAGUUUCCUCCAUAGUCAGUCAGGGUUUCAGUGUGAGCCAUUGGGGGUGUAGCCCAUGCAUCUAAAACGAGGUUAAUUGCAGUUUGUGACCUGACAUUUAUUAACUGCUGCUAAAACAAAAGUUUCUUGGCUAAGGGGAAGUUAUUGGACAUUUCCAGUUCGUGUCGUUACGAAGGCUUUGAUGCUGAUGUAGUACAAGACUGAAAGUUAGGAAAUGGUGUGUCUAUAAAUAGCCAUUGUGAGUGUUGCCUUUCUUAUGCCAGUUCAAAGGCUAUAUGAAUUUCACGAAAUAGACGUGGUUAUGAUGAUCACCCUAGGGGCGAAAUCAUUAAGGUUGCCAACUUUGGACUAACCAGAACCUCGGGGCUCAGUUUGAAAUAAAUAUGCGCAAUGCACGGGGUGAACAAAGGUUUAUUGGAAAUGAGACGUAUGGGGAGCAAUAGUUGGAAAGACUCGAGAAUAAUUGGCUGGUUUGAAAUAGAUGGCUUGUCAUCAACGUUCCAAAUCAGUCCAUAAUGUCGAGGGGAAAUUAAACUGAAAAAACUUGACCAAGACGUAGGCUACUGAUGGUGAUGACGGAGAAUGAGGGGCGAAGAAGAGAAAGGAAAUUGAGGUAAUGGUGAACUUGGUCCCAAAAAGGUCCGCAGGAACCAGAGCUGUUCGAGUGAAUCACAGGGACGUAUUCAGCGUAUGAUGUCAAUGUUCUAACGCAACUUCUCCUGAUGGAGCGUUGCCGAGCCUCACGCGAGGUAUAUCGUCUGGACCGAGCGGCAGGUGACACGUGAACCUCAACGCGUGAUCUUCGCAUCCGACAGGACGAUUUGAGAAGAGCAGACAGGACAGUGCCACUCACCUUUGUCUGUGUUUUACGGAUAGAUGCUACUGGUCUGGCUGGUUUGUUUUGGAAUAGCUUCCCCCAACUUCAAAGGUGUAUUAUUCAUGCAGAGCUGAUGGCCCUCCUUGUCUCUCUGUGCUGAAGCUUAUUGGGGUGUGAGACUCAGGUCAGUGCUGAAGCUUAUUGGGGUGUGAGAGGCAGGUCAGUGCUGAAGCUUAUUGGGGUGUGAGACUCAGGUCAGUGCUGAAGCUUAUUGGGGUGUGAGACUCAGGUCAGUGCUGAAGCUUAUUGGGGUGUGAGAGGCAGGUCAGUGCUGAAGCUUAUUGGGGUGUGAGAGGCAGGUCAGUGCUGAAGCUUAUUGGGGUGUGAGAGGCAGGUCAGUGCUGAAGCUUAUUGGGGUGUGAGAGGCAGGUCAGUGCUGAAGCUUAUUGGGGUGUGAGAGGCAGGUCAGUGCUGAAGCUUAAUUGGGUGUGAGAGGCAGGCCAGUGCUGCACUCUCCCUCCUCUGCUCUCAACACCAGUGCAAUGCAGUGUAGCAGGAACGUUUCCUCGUUUUCUGUUUUUUUCUCUCACAUGUCAAGGAAUACUAACAGAAGCGAUAACAGACCUGCUACACAUCCACACACACGAGAAGAAAACCUUCAUCUGGCAUUAUCGCCUGUGUCCUCCCCCUCCAUCUGUCUCGGAGAGCUGAUAAGACUGCAUUUCGGGAGAGGUGCUGUGAAUCACCUGUAGGAAAGGCGUCUAACCACCUUUUGUGAAGACACUGCAAUAACUUCGAACUCGUGGACUUCACUGCAGCACUUUGAGGCCAAAGGAGAAGAACUACAUUGAAAAAAUACAGAGACAAAUGCUCAGAAAAAAUACGUAGACAGCCCCUAGAGGUUUAUCUGAGAACAGUCUGUUUUUCUGUUCUGUUUUAGAAAGAUAUACUUUACUUUAUUCGUCUUCGGCAGUCUAUCAAGGGAGUGUUCACAAAGUCCUGCUUAGCAUUUAAAGGGUUUCCUGUAGGGUAAGCCUGACUGCCUGAGACUUUUCAUGCGUCUCUUUUGAUGUUUCUUUUUCAGUGAUUUGUGCAUAUUCACCCAGUGUUUGUACAUCUAGUAAAUGAUACACUUUCGAUCAAGAAGAGAAUCUCCAAAGGGACUUGUGAACCACAGAGGUUAAGCUCUUGCUGUUUUGAAACGUGUUAGUCUUUAAGCAUUUAAGCCAUUUGUCCAACCACAGCCAAGGAGAAAAUAAUAUCUACAGAGAAUCCAACUGAGUGGAGAAAGAGAGAGACAGAGAGAGAGAGAGAGAACAUAAUAGGAGUGGCUACUGUUGCCAAGGACAACAGUAUCAACACGUUGUAUGGUCACAACACAGACCCACCCACACAGGCACGUUCUCCAGCAGACGCUCUCAGUGGCACGACAGGGCAGGGAGCUCGCAAUAUCGCUCUGCCAGCCAGGGACACAAUUGCCCCGAUUUCCUAUCCCAGCGGGCAGAUCCAGACAGAUGGGAGUGCGCCCCCCACGCCACCCUCACCACAACCAGCGGUCCCCCCCUCCUCCCCAAGAGCACGAGAGAGCGAGAGUUCCCCCCAGGCCGGAGCACUGAUCCCGCAGCGCUCCGUCGCGCAGAGGGUCUGAGGACCCGGAGCCCCAUGGGAAGGGAAGAGGGCGAGGACACGGCUGAACGGAUUACAGCUCAUCCUGCACUCCUCUCGGUCUCUCUCUCGGCAGCUCAGCACGCGCCUGGAGGACAAAAGGGAGAGAUCCAGCGCAUCAGUGCCAUAGCAAUCACAUUUCUCCUCCGCGACUCUUUUCUUGUUCUGUCUUUUUAAGGUAGUUGUUGUUCUUUUUUUUUCUUCUCCUCCUCUAUUUCUUCUUUUCUCACCCUCUCUCUCGUCUCUUUUGACAUCUGGAAGAGGAAGUGUCUGGAAGAAGGGCAGGACUUGGCAGGACUGUCUGUGCUUGCCUGCUUUAAAAAAACAAAAAAAAAAACUAAAAAACAGAAUGGCCCUAGAGGUGGAUACACGAGAAGUGUUUUAGGCAGAGAGAGAGAGAGACAGACAGACAGACAGAUAGACAGACAGACGUGCGGGCUGCCAAAAGUCAUGGGGAAGUCCAACAGCAAACUGAAGCCCGAGGUGCUGGAGGAGCUGACCAGGAAGACCUAUUUUACAGAAAAGGAAGUGCAGCAGUGGAUUCCAGUGAAUCUCCAGAAGACUCUGAGGUAUAAAGGCUUCAUUAAGGACUGUCCCAGCGGACAGCUGGACUCCACGGGCUUUCAGAAGAUCUACAAGCAGUUCUUCCCCUUCGGAGACCCCACCAAGUUUGCUUCCUUCGUCUUUAACGUGUUUGAUGAGAAUAAGGAUGGCCGCAUCGAGUUCGCUGAAUUCAUCCAGGCCUUGUCAGUCACCUCCAGAGGGACGCUGGAUGAAAAGCUCAGAUGGGCUUUUAAACUUUAUGAUCUUGACAACGAUGGCUACAUUACCCGGGAUGAGAUGCUGAACAUUGUGGAUGCCAUUUACCAGAUGGUGGGAAACACAGUGGAGCUGCCUGAGGAGGAGAACACUCCUGAGAAGAGAGUGGAUCGCAUCUUCGCCAGUAUGGACAAGAAUGCCGACGGGAUGCUGACACUGCAGGAGUUCCAGGAGGGCUCCAAGGCUGACCCGUCCAUCGUCCAGGCCCUGUCCCUCUACGACGGCCUGGUGUAGAGGUAUCUGCUGAAGUGUCAGGGGGCCUGUAGAUGUCUGCUGUGUCUCUGUUUUCGCUGAGACAGAGACUGUCUGUCCCUGCACCUGGUUGGACAUGGAGUUGUGGACAUGGACAAUGUGAAUGCUAGCAAGAUCAAGGACAUCUGGCUUCAAUAUCUCAUUUUCAUCGUUUGUUAAAAACAACACUCAAAUGGACAAGUGUUUCCAGCUGUGCUGUGCUGCAUCUCUAUGUGACAUUGGCCUUUGGAAGAUGAUGAAAAUGAUGAAGAAACACCUAAGGACAAUUCCACAGGAGUCCUGCCCUUGAGAGUUGACCUGCCGCUGAAGCAGACGCUGAGGGACUACAAAGUAAUUUCUUGAUAUCAGGACUCCAGGUGUUUUCAGUUGUAGUGUGAAUUUAUCUCUGGAUUGCUGACGAAGGAUACAGCCUCACACAAGACAUGUAGUAUACCACAUUUAGCACGCACUUCAUCAACUGACAUGAUCUGCAGAAAGUUAGAUAAAACACUGAACAAAUAGUUUAACUAAUACAUUUACUGGACUGUACAGAUACAUUUCAUUUCACUGUAAGGCCAUUGCCAAUAGGAAGACUGGAUUAACUCCAGUCUUCGAACACAACAAUGUUUGUUCAUGAAUUCCAUAUAUUUGUUGUGUCUUCUAAUGUUCCUCCUGAACGAACUCUAUGAUGAAAACACUGAACUUGUUUGAAAUUCCUUACUGCACAAUCACAAUGUUUGCUGUGAAAAGUAUUAUUUUUCUAUUCAAAGCAGGCCUGUCAUUGUAAAAGAGAAAGCUUUUGUGUAUUAUACCCAAUAUACCAAACUGUGUUUUUGACUGUUAAUAGAGGUCUUUGUCACAUGCACAUUUUACUUUGCAAAUGAGCCAAGUUAUUACCUACAUUUUGCCUUUGAACUGUACAGUGACAAAAUGCUGGACUUACCCAUUUAUUUAUUGUUAUCGGGCAGCCAAGAAUCAAGUGUUUCUCCACAGCACUAAAUAAAACAUGAUGUAUAUAUCCAACACGUAUUAAAAGAAAUGUAACACAUUAAA